Messenger RNA from Trichosporon asahii var. asahii CBS 2479, 696 nucleotides. RefSeq lists its product as uncharacterized. Bases 1 to 696 code for a protein of 231 amino acids. The transcript has 3 exons. NCBI's taxonomy places the organism in Eukaryota, Fungi, Basidiomycota, Tremellomycetes, Trichosporonales, Trichosporonaceae. The record is from RefSeq and is a predicted model, not a curated record.
AUGCCAGGAGACGAAGAGUCGCCGUACGCCGCCCGCCCCGCCCCCGAGUCCUUUGACGACUUCAUGGCGCAGAUCUCCGCGAUCCAAGAAGCUCACGGCGGAAUCAUGGUCGACGAGGAUCUGUACGAGGAUAUUUUUGGCGAGGCGCCAUUCGGAGCCCGACCCGAGUUCAUCAAGAACCUUCCUCGCCCAACCACUGCUGAGAUCAAGAAGCAGGACACCACCGAUUGCCCCGUGUGCUUGCAAUCCCUGGGUGCCAUCGAGACAGAGGAGGAGUACGCCCUGGCAGACGAGGCAUUCUUCGGUGACCUCGAGGCCCUGGGGUUGCGGAAACUGCCGUGUGACGGCGGUCACGUCGUGUGCGCCAGGUGCUGCAAGAGCUGGCUGCGUCUCAAUAACUCGUGCCCCCUUUGUCGUGCCACGGUGGAUCCGCAAGCGCCCGUGAGCCACCCCAUGAUCGACCAGCAAAGGCAUACAGAGCAGAUGCUGUCGCUCUUCCACGCUGUGUUCGGGCAGCGAGGAUCUGGCGGACCCGGCAGUGCUCAGGGUGCUCCUGGUGCUGGAGGGCUGCCGGGCGGCUUCCCCGGUCUCGGGGAUGUGCUCGGCGGCAUGGGCUUCGGCGGUGGCGGCGGCCGAUCAGGCGAGCGUCGUGAGCGGGAGGAGGACCGCAGUGCCUUCUCCGGCAUGUAUUCGUAA